AUGACCCAGCCCUGCACUCGUAUGAAUAAUGAUGACCUGGCCUUUUUGCCUCGGGACAUUUUCUGGUUAAUUCUAGCCUACUUGGCCCCCGGGGAUCUCAUCCGUUGUCGCCGUGUCUCUAAAUCAUGGAACGAAGCGUUCGACAACCCAGCUAUCCUGGUCCCACUCUUGAAAAGACACUUCCCUUGGACAGAAGAAGCCAAAACAGUACGCGCUAGACUCAUAGACUCCAAGGAUCGCGAGGCUUGCCGUCUCUUUGAUCAAGUCACUGCGCGAUAUCACCAUCUGGAACACGGGAAGCCCCGCUCUGUACAAAAGUACCGCCUGUGUGACGACUUCGGAGGUGCAGGAGACCGGGAAUGGUACCAGGUGCAGCCGUGGGAGUCGCACGCAAGCCAUGUUCGGCAGACGGUGGAUCGCCAGUUCUCCGAGGCGUUAUGGACUCACGAAGAUGGGCUGCUAGUCUACCCUAGUGCCCAUCACCAAUGUCUGGUGUUGAUGGACCUGAGCAAUGACCGGCACUUUAUGGUCCCUUUCAUUGUUCGCGGCAAGGUUGUCCGUAGGGUGCGAUUGCAGAAGCGACUACUGGUUGUCGAAUGGGCAGAACCAAAAGCUUUCCACUGGCUCAAUGAUAGCGAUGGUGUGCAUCGCCAUUUUGCUUCGUCGUUCGACCUGAAGCGCAAACCAGAUGAUGGAUGGAGCAUCGUUCCACGAAACCAAUGGAAGAUCAUGUUUCUUGGACAUCCGCUCAGUGAGCGGGACCGAUUCUUCUCCGCGCAUAGUGACACUUAUUAUGUGAUAUACAUCUGGCAACCCAACCGCAGCUUAUAUACCGCUGACGAAGACGCUCCCAUCGAAUCGUUGUUUGUGUGGGAUAUUUCCAAGCCAUCUUCAUAUCUACCAUCAUUAGAUCCCACUGGCCGCCAGACAGGCCCAGACGUCGACCAGUCUCCAUCUAUCGUGGCUCGGUUCGGCUUCCGGGACCUCGAAUUCUUCGGCGUGCGCCAACGUGGUUGCCCAAGUAUCCAGCGACUCGAGGUUACCGAUGACGGUCAUUCGAUCAUAAUAACAGAGAACCUCAACACGUGGCUUACAGCCCCUGACCCCCUUGGCUUGCCUCGGGCCAUAACCACCAGCAUUCCAUUACAAGGCCAUGGUCCCCACUGGCGACAAGAAAGUAACCUUCUCCUUCCACCCUACCGUGGUAACUGCAGCCUACAAACACCACCAGUGAGCACUAUGGCUUUGUUUGUUGAUAGUUGGUACGGCAUUAUUGCACAGGUGACGGAUUCGAAUGCUGGGCUCAACUUCUGCUUGCAUUUUGAUCCAGUUCAGUGGGAUGCAGAUGGCAGAGAUAAUGAACAUAAGGAUCAGACCAUAAACUUGUCGAUUCAGACCAUGGAUUCUAGGAUGACAAAGGAGAAUCAUGAUUUUACAGGCCGAGGGAAGAUCAGUGGUUGCGAGAGAUAUCUCAUAGGUGAGAAUUGUAAUCGUGAACUGGUCAUCUAUAGAUUUGAUCGAUGA
Messenger RNA from Penicillium longicatenatum, 1524 nucleotides. Its product is annotated as F-box protein. Gene Ontology annotation, molecular function: protein binding. The transcript has a single exon. The record is from RefSeq and is a predicted model, not a curated record. Lineage: Eukaryota; Fungi; Ascomycota; Eurotiomycetes; Eurotiales; Aspergillaceae. Bases 1 to 1524 code for a protein of 507 amino acids.